Messenger RNA from Doryrhamphus excisus (bluestripe pipefish), 1164 nucleotides. Lineage: Eukaryota; Metazoa; Chordata; Actinopteri; Syngnathiformes; Syngnathidae. The record is from RefSeq and is a predicted model, not a curated record.
GCAGAACGGACGUGAUUUCCGUUGAACGUCGGUCAGUGACAAGAGCAAGUAACUGCUUUUUUAGCUAGCUAUGUAUAUAUUCUUUAUCAAAUGGUAGAACAAAACAAACGUUCAGUAAAACAACACAUUUGACUGCUAAUUAAGCGGAAGUGCUACAAGGCGAGCCGUUUCUGCGCAUGCGUGCCGCCAUAACUGGACAACCCCGGAAGCGUGUCAUUUGCUAAUGUGUGGAUGCUAAUUGGUAGACACAAACGUAGCGAUGUUCCGGAGGAAACUGACGGCUUUAGAUUACCACAAUCCGAGUGGCUUUGACUGCUCAGACGAGACGCAGCUGAGGAACUGCAUCGUGUGGCUGGAGGACCAGAAGAUUCGGCACUACAAAAUAGAAGACAGGGGCAAUCUGAGGAACAUCCCAAGCUCAGAUUGGCCCAAAGCUUACCACAAGGGGUCGCCUCAGCAAAUCAAUCGCUUCCAUCCAACCCUGUAUCAGGAACAGUCAGGACUACUACCUCACCUAGACGCUUCCAUACCUCCACAGUACCUGCAGGACUUGAACUGUCCGUUUGGACCUUCUGAGAGAGCGGAGGCUGUGGACUGGCUGCUGGGCCUGGCUGUGCGUUAUGAAUAUGGAGACAAUGUGAACAAGUACAGGAACUGUCAGCCACCUGACAUGUCCGGCGGCAUCCGGGCAGCGUCGGACCCUCUCGUCAACCUGGACAGUGACUCGCCGGACUUUAAAGCGGGCGUGGUCGCCCUGGCCAACAUCCUGAAGAUCCCACGUCACGACGACUACCUGGUGAUGCUCAAGGCCGUUCGCAUCCUCGUUCAGGAGAGACUUUCACCAGACGCCAUGGCCAAAGCCGACCAGAGUGGCGAGGGAGUCCCGGUGGCUUUAGACCAGCACAUCUUGGGCUUUGACACGGGAGACGCCACCUUAAACGAAGCGGCUCAGAUCUUGCGCCUCCUGCACAUCGAGGAGCUGCGGGAGCUUCAGACUAAGAUCAACGAAGCCAUCGUGGCGGUCCAGGCCGUCAUCGCUGACCCAAAGACGGACCACCGGUUAGGCAAAGUGGGCAGAUGAAGCUCGCCUCGGGACAAACACACACUUUGAAAGAUGAAAAUAAAAGCAAGUCAAGCAGCAAAUCUCAUUUUCUUCUUCUAAAU